Molecule: messenger RNA, 1767 nt
Organism: Pyricularia pennisetigena
Lineage: Eukaryota; Fungi; Ascomycota; Sordariomycetes; Magnaporthales; Pyriculariaceae
Exons: 1
Coding region: 1-1767 (588 amino acids)
Biological process (GO): mitochondrial tRNA threonylcarbamoyladenosine modification
Cellular component (GO): mitochondrion
Source: RefSeq, a predicted model, not a curated record
AUGAAUGCCGUGAGAUUGCUUUCUCGGCGGCGGCCAUUGUUGACCUGCUACGGCCGCCGGCGGUUACUACUGGAUGUGGCGACAAGGUCACGACAGUUAUCAGUCAGAUUUGCAUCCGACGGCUCCUCUGCUCCUCCCGAGCCGAAGACGAGCAUCACCAACUCAGACCCCGAAAAAACCCUGCUCACGCUGGCCAUAGAGACAUCAUGCGAUGACACGUGCGUCGCGCUGCUGGAGAAGGAGCGCGGCGAAGGAGGCGCGGCGAGGGUGCUCUUCCAGUGGCGCAUUACCGCCGACAACAGAAGCUGGGGCGGCAUCAACCCGCUGCCGACGGUCGAGGCGCACACCAGCACGCUCGCCAAGAUGAUCCAGGCCGCCAUGGAGGCGCUGCCGCCGUUGGCCCCCCCGGACGGCCCCUCCCUCGCCGGGGGCACCAGCAGCACCGAGCCGGACGGCAGCCUCCCCCGCCGCAUUCCGGACUUCGUGUCGGUGACUAGGGGUCCAGGGAUGAACACGGCGCUCUCCGUGGGCCUGAACACGGCCAAGGGGCUCGCCCUCGCCUGGGGGGUGCCCUUCGUCGGCGUCCACCACAUGCAGGCGCACCUGCUGACGCCCAGGCUCGUCUCGGCCCUGAAGAGGCCGUUUGGCGAUGCGGAGAAGGCCAAGCAUAAGACCGUCGACACGGAGGCUGUGGCCCCCCAGCCGGCGGCAGCAGCAGCAGAGUCUGGGGACGUCUCGUCUGUGUCCGACGCGGGACUGACGGCGCCGUCAGAGAUGAAUCUGCACUGGCCUCGCUUCCCCUUCUUCACCCUCCUCGUCUCUGGCGGGCACACGAUGUUGCUGCGCAGCAAGAACCUCGUCCAGCACACGACGCUUGCCGAGGUCGAGGGCUUCGCGGCCGGCGACGCGCUCGACAAGUGCGCGCGCGCCAUCCUCCCCGCAGAAUACCACGGCAAGACCAGCAGCUACGCCAGCCUGCUCGAGAAGUUUGUCUAUCCCCAGGGCUCCUCGUUCUUCAACACUUACAAGGCGCCCAUGAGCCGCGCCGAGGAGAUUGCCACCGUGGCCCCGAGCCGGCGCCUCUUGGAGGCCCGCACCCCCCAGCAGCGGUCCUCGGUCGACAUCAUCUACACCGAGGACAACGGGCCCAGGUACCCGUGGGCGCUCCGGCCGCCGCUGGCCAAGUCGCGCGAGAUGAAGUUUGCCUUUGGCGGGCUCCACGACCAGGUGCUGACCAUCGUCAAGCAGAGGGAGGCGGCCGGGGGCAUGGACUACCAGGAGCGCCGCGUCCUGGGCCACGAGACCAUGAGGAUCAUGUUUGAGCACCUCGGGUCGCGGGUGCUGCUCUACCUGGACAGCAACAAGAAGCAGAACAGGAAAAGGAAUACCACAAAGUCGACUGGACACCCGGCCCUCUUCAGGCUGAUGGUGGGGGGUGGAGUGGCGAGCAACAAAUUUCUGCGUCUCAUCCUGCGCCAAAUGCUCGAGGCGCAUGGGUACAAACCGGUCGUCGUCUUCGCGCCACCGGUAGGCCUUUGCACCGACAACGCGGUCAUGGUUGCCUGGGCGGGCAUGGAGAUGUUUGAGGCCGGCUGCACGACGCACCUCAGCGCGCUGCCGAAGAAAAAGUGGGCGCUCGACCACAGGGUCGACGGCGGCAUCCUGGGCAAUUACAAGGACGGUCUGGGCAAUUACAUGAGCGAUCGGAUCAAUACUGGGGAACCGUCUUCGGAGCUGGUCAAGGGGGCCGAAGAGGUCUCCAAAUGA